This is a messenger RNA of Durio zibethinus, 1243 nucleotides long. RefSeq names its product D111/G-patch domain-containing protein. Gene Ontology annotation, molecular function: nucleic acid binding. Gene Ontology annotation, cellular component: kinetochore. The record is from RefSeq and is a predicted model, not a curated record. NCBI's taxonomy places the organism in Eukaryota, Viridiplantae, Streptophyta, Magnoliopsida, Malvales, Malvaceae.
GAAGGUGGAAAUGGCAGAAGAAUCAAGCAGAAAUCAAGGCAGCAAUGGAAAAGGAGAGGACGAAGAAGAUUAUAUGGGUGAUCUGUCUCAGUUUCUUUCUCCUGAACCUACUAACCCUUCUAAAUUCUCUUCCAAAAAGAUUCCUAACACCAGUUCUUUGAGUUCCCAACCUUCCAAGAAAAAGUCAAAAAAGUUGAAUUGGCAAGAACAGCGUAAACUUGAUAGAGAAAGGAAGCAGCUAGAAGAGGAUGAGCAAACGUUAGCAAAAAUAGAUGCUCCAAUUCCACAAUCUAACAUAGGCUUCAAGUUGUUAAAGCAAAUGGGUUACAUCCCAGGCUCAGCACUUGGAAAGGAGGGCUUGGGUCGAGCUGAGCCGGUGGGGCUUGACAUUCGGCGGUCACGAGCUGGGAUUGGACGGGAGGACCCACUUAAGGUGAAGAGAAAAAAAGAGGAGAUUGAGCUAGAGACAAAAAAGAAGAAUGAGGAGGCUUUGAUGGCAGAAUUUGGUACUUGGCAAAAGUUACAAUGGCGGAGUCGGAGAGUUGUGGUAAAUUACAAGAAGGCAAAGGCAGCCCUUGAUCAACUAGAGAAUAAAGAAGUUGUAGCGCCCAAGAAGAAUGAAGAUGAAGAUGAGGGGGGACAGGAUGAAGAGGAAGAGGAAGAAGAAGUGACAGAAGGGGAUUUGCAAGAUAUAUUGAUGAAACUGAGAGAUGAAUAUCAGUACUGUCCCUUCUGUGGAUUUCAGUAUGAAUCGAUGGAAGCACUUUUAUCCAACUGCCCUGGAACAAACGAAGAUGACCACUAGAGUGGAGUUAAUUGAUUUAGACGUUUAAAUAAAUUUUUACUUUUAGUGAAUUCUGAUGAGUGAUGCCACUGUCGGUGAAAUGUUUGAGCUUCCUGCUGAUGGAAUUCAUGGAAGCAGGUGAUUAUCUGCACUUAGAUUGUUUUUUUUUUUUUUUUAAGUCAACAUGAGCCAAAAGCUGGAAUAUAGAUCAGUUAAACAGAGACUAAAACAGAGGAUAAAAAAAUAUAGUAUGCUUUGUAAACAUUCUUCAGGUUCUUUCGGGAUGUAAUUGUUAAAGCCAUGAAUCUAGGGUUUUUCAGCACACCACGAGUCACAAGAACUUAGGAGGUGUUUUUCUUUCAUUUUUAUGUAAGCUGAGUUCCAAUUUUCAGGACAUUGAUGUUUGACACUAAAUCAAUACUGAAAAGCAUCCAGUAGCAGCAGCACAUGAUGUUUUAA